GCGACUUUCUCCGUGCUUCUGACAUUUCUCGACUUCAUUUCUCGAUAUUUUCCGAGCCGCGCUUUUCAGUUCGCAUUUCAGUUGCGCCUGCCUUGUCCCAUCAUAUGUCCCGUCCCGUUGUGCCCAUCCGUUCCGCCUGUUAUGCCAGGUAAGUUUCCGCGUUCCCCCGCCCGCACCUCCUCUGCACGCCGCCCGCGCCAAUGACGCAGUCCGCCACCUCCUCCCUCCCGCGGGCCACCAAAUCUAAGCAGGCAUCGUCCUCCUUCUCCGUAGCGGUCGCACCUCCGUGACCCGCGGACCCGAAUCUCUCAGCGGCGUCAGUUGCAGCGCCAUUUGCGGCGUCAGUUGCAGUGGAGGUGGAGACGCCGUUGAUCGAAUCGCCUCCGCCAGCUGGCACACGCGUGAGACAGUGACCACCCCCCCCGGUUCACAAACCCUUACAUUUAGGGAGGCUCUCCGUCGGAGGCUGCACCCUCCCCCAUUCCCCCCUCAGCUGCUCAUCAGGACCACCUUGGCCCUCUUCACCCACCUGCUUCCGCUUUUUCACUCCGCUUGCGCGUUCUCCCCAUUCCCCCCGUAGCCGCUGACAAGGUGACUUGGUGACUUUUGAGUCGACUCAAAAGUCACCUUGCUGACCAGGACAGGGCCUCGUCGUCCGCCUGCCACCGCGUUCCGCAUUUCCCCUCCCCUUGGACCCCUUCCCCUUGCCCACUCUCUCCCCUCCGCCUACCCACCCUCCCCUAGGACCCCUCCUGCCCCCCCGCCUCAGCGGCUGACGAGAACCAGCUCCAACCUCGUCAUCCGCCUUCCGCCGCUUCACUGGGGCAAAGCAACGCUCGCCAUUGUGGUGGGUCACACCUUGGGGCCACACUCUGGGUGGCGCACUGGGUGGCAAACUGGGUGGCAUUGGGUGUGGCAGUCUUGGAGGCAGACUGCAGGCCAUAAGGUGCGGUGAGGUCCGGGACAUGGCGCAGUAAGCUAUGCCAUGAUGUAAGUAGGGGUGCAGGCAGGCAAGGAGCGAGAAAAGGCCUCCUGGGUUUGCUGCAAACAAACCCAUUCGCAAGCAGGCAAGCGGUUUAUUGGGACUGCAGCAGUUCUCGGGUCUACAACCAGCAUGACGUGCCACGGCAUGCCAUGCUCCAUAUGCCAUGGCAUGGCAUGCCAUGCUGUAUCCCAUGCCCCUUCUCUCUGUUGACUGUUGUCUCCCUUGCGCACUCCCACUGUCUCCCUUGCUGACUUCCCCAUGGCUCCCUCACCUCGUUGGCAUGUUAUCUCUCUCGUGCUGCUGCUGCCGUGGCUGCUACCGCCGCUGAUGCGUGAAGUCGCCUCCCAGGAUGAGCAAUUCUUCCUCCGCUCUCUGCCCAUUGCUGCUGCUGUAUUCGUGAUGUGAGGGUUGUGAGGGCCGUGCAUGUGCCAUGAGGUGGUGUGCAUGGGCCAUGGGGUGGUGUGCAUAUGCCAUGGGAUGGUGCGCACCAGUCAGGUUUUUCAGUGAACUUUCCAAACGCGAAACCUAGAUGCAGUUGUGUUGCUGCCAUGCUGGGAUGCCAGCUUCAAGCCAUGUGCCAUCACGCCUGCUGUCCCAUGCAGCCACACAAUCUACCAAUCAAUAGCCGAGUGCUCAUUAUGCACACUCCAUGCCUUACUCCCACUCUCCCUCUCCAGUGUGCAAUCCCCUUUCUUUAUUCCAGCAGCUACACGUCUCUAUCUCUCAACCCCGUCCUCCCCCCCCCCAGGCGCUUCUCUCUCCACAUCGCGCGUCACAGAAUGCUGGCUAUCUUCGUGUGUGCGGCAUUCGUAGUGCGCAGGAUUCGAAUCAACAGCUGUCAGCUGCUGCACACGUGGCAGCUGUUCGGUUGGAGCGGCGACACGACCAUUCCCACCGCCUCCAUCUGCCAUGUUGCGCUCGGCAAGCAGAGGCAAUGGCGGAGUCCGCCACCACGUCUUCCGCCCCGCGCGGCUCAGACGCCAAGCAGCAGGCCUCGUCCUUCUCCAUGGUCAUCACACCUCCGCAACCGGCGGACCCGAAUCUCUCAGCGUCAAAGCCGGCGUCAGUUGCGGUGGAGUUAGAGACGCCGUUGAUCGAGUCGCCUCCGCCAGCUGGCACACGCGUGCUGCUGACGAGGACCAGCUCGGACCUCGUCAUCCGUCUGCCGCCGCUCCACUGGGCCAAAGCAACGUUCUUUGCUAAUGGUAACUUUGUUUGGGGGUGUCACAUUUGUGGUGUGCACGGUACGAAUCGACAGCUGUCAGCUGCUGCACACGUGGCAGCUGUUUGGGUGGAGCGACAGCACGGCCAUCCCCACCGCCUCCAUCCGCCGCGUCACUCACAUGAGGGAGGUGCGUCACUGGUGGAUGCCAAUGUACUACUGCCAGAUAUUAGCUGCUGACGGUAGGCAGCUGCUGUUUGGCCUCCAUUUAUCAAGAGACGAAAACGCGUGGCUGCAGCAACAAGUGUCUUCGUUUCUGCUUGGCCUGGCCAAAAAAACUACUAUUGUUCAAGAUUGACUCCCAAGGACGAAGCCACAAGAGCUUUCCGUAUGGCACCUGUACUGCCACGUGCCUGCAUGCAGGAGCCCUCCUUGAGACUUGCACCUUAUAGCGGCUAUUGCAUGGCCCGGCUUUUGAAUGAGGGUUGGAGAUACAAGCCAUACUAUUGGGCUGAGAGAAAGCCCUUAGGAUCUUUUCAGAGACUAAGCCCCAGCUGUGGAGACUUGAGACUUUGAGUAGUGCAGCGGAAGUUGAGACGGUUGAACCCUUGUACUAGUAUGUGAGAACAAGUAUGGUGUUGGAGUGCCAGAAGCCGUCACUGUCGAAUUCUGGAUCAAGAUCCGGCGGGUGUGUCCAGGCGGCGAAUGAUACGAUGCCGUCGCUGUCGGCAGUACCGCGGUCGGGGACGAAGUCCAACACGAAGACGCCGGAUUUCAGGAGGGCACGACCGAUGAAGAGGCCACCCUUUCCGUGGUAUAGCCGAAACUCGUUGGAGUAGGA
This is a messenger RNA of Closterium sp. NIES-67, 2988 nucleotides long. The record is from the annotation of a GenBank genome assembly. NCBI's taxonomy places the organism in Eukaryota, Viridiplantae, Streptophyta, Zygnematophyceae, Desmidiales, Closteriaceae.